This is a messenger RNA of Paramecium octaurelia, 276 nucleotides long. The record is from the annotation of a GenBank genome assembly. NCBI's taxonomy places the organism in Eukaryota, Ciliophora, Oligohymenophorea, Peniculida, Parameciidae.
AUGGAUUCAGAUAAACAGCAUCAUGAAUAAAGUUGUUAAAGACUGAGUAGGAAAAGUCAUACGUUUGGACCUAGUGCAAGCAUAGGAUAAUUGGAAGCUAAGCAAUUAUAGGAUGAAUCCAAGAAGAAAUUCACUGUUUCUUUUAAAUAAAAUGAUGAUGUUAUCAUCGUUGAAAAUUGGAAGAUAUAUAAUGUUGAUGUUAGCAAUCCUAAUUUUCAAACAUAAUCAAACAACAAAUCCAAUACUGGAUGUUGGAAUAUCUGCUCUACUUUUUGA